Toxorhynchites rutilus septentrionalis is the source of this 4689-nucleotide messenger RNA. It is a transcript of the gene stmA, whose product is annotated as protein EFR3 homolog cmp44E. Gene Ontology annotation, biological process: protein localization to plasma membrane. Gene Ontology annotation, cellular component: plasma membrane. NCBI's taxonomy places the organism in Eukaryota, Metazoa, Arthropoda, Insecta, Diptera, Culicidae. The coding region runs from base 502 to 2988 and encodes 828 amino acids. The transcript has 4 exons. The record is from RefSeq and is a predicted model, not a curated record.
ACUCGGAGACCUUUACUCGGCUAACAAGUGGGUGAAAAAAUUUGCCCAGAGAAUCACAAACUGAAAGCGAGGCAAUGGCAGUGGUCAGAAUUAUAGCGUUGGAUUCUUGCUCUCGAUAGUUUCAAUUACCUAUUAAAGUUUAUUUCAAGAGAAGUGCUGUAGUGCAUCUUAAUCAGUCUUCAAAGUAUUUCUCGGAUUGUGUCUUACAGAGAGAGAAAAAUAUCAAUCGCUGUUGAAGCUUUGACUCACAGAAGGUUAUUAUAGAUAGAGCUUUAAUUGAAUUUUCCAGCUCUUGCUGUAUAGAUGUUCUUUUCCGAGUGAAAUUUGCCCACCGGACACUGGUGGAUUAACCGAAUCUUAACAAUGAUCUCGUUUAGAACCCGCUGUGAACACAAAAAUAUGCAAGUUUAAAGUGAAGUGAACAAUACAACGAGCAGAAAAAAAUCUCAGGCAAAUGCCAACCUGAAGGUGAAACACAAACAAGUUGUAAAGACCAGAAUCAUGUCGAUGAUAAGAUGCUGUUUCGAGCCGGUGGAGAUGCCGGAGUUUCUGGAUUCGUUCGUGAAAAAAUGCACCGAAGGAUGUUGCUGCGGCUGUUGCUCCGCACUGAGACCCCGCUACAAGCGACUGGUGGACAACAUAUUCCCCGUCAAUCCCGAAGAUGGACUGGUCAAAUCGAACAUGGAGAAGCUCACCUUCUACUCGCUGCGAUCGCCGGAGAAGUUGGACCGCAUUGGGGAGUACCUGUACCAGCGAGCGUCGAAGGAUAUCUACCGGAAGCGGUACAAAUUUGUGGAGAUCGCCAUGGAAGCGAUGGAUUUACUGCUGAUGGCUUGUCACGCCCAGAUUUUGAACCUGUUUGUGGAAAGCUUUCUGCGAAUGGUGCAGAAGCUGCUGGAGGACACCAACCCGACGCUGCAGAUAAUGGCAACGAAUUCGUUUGUGCGGUUUGCGAACAUUGAAGAGGACACGCCGUCGUACCAUCGGCGGUAUGAUUUCUUUAUUUCGAAAUUUAGCUCAAUGUGUUACGGCAAUAAUGAUGAUCUCGAGCUGAGGGACAGCAUGCGAAUGGCGGGUAUCAAAGGGUUGCAGGGGGUGAUCCGGAAGACGGUGUCGGAUGAUUUGGUGGAGAAUAUUUGGGAGAAGCAACAUAUGGAGAAAAUUGUUCCAUCGCUCUUGUUCAAUAUGCAGUCAACCGGUGGAAGUAAACCAGUUGAUCAUGAAGCGGCUCCGUCAACGCCUCCGGUGCUCGCAGAGGCCGUCUUAAGAGAGCUGGUGUCGCGAGCUUCCUUCGGGCAUAUCAGAGCAGUUUUGAAGCCUCUGUUAACCCAUCUCGAUUUGCAUAAGUUGUGGGUUCCGAAUCUGUUUGCGAUUGACACCUUCCGCAUUGUGAUGAUUUCGAUUCAGCCCCAGUAUUCAUACACCGUGGUCGAGACUUUGAUGUCCCAUCUGGACCAGAAUCUCACUUCCUCGCCAAAGACGCGUACUUCGCUGGCGGUUGUUCUGUCUAAAAUUAUCGCAAUUGCCGCUGGCGAAAGCGUUGGCCCCUCUGCCCUGGAUAUCAUUAAUAAUCUUCUAACUCACUUGAAGACAUCUGUUAGCACUCAGCACGAAUCCACCCCGGAGGAGACGCAAUACCAGGAAGCGCUCAUCAAUGCACUUGGAGAAUUCGCCAACCAUCAUCCGGACUAUCAGAAGAUCGAAAUCAUGCUCUUCAUCAUGAACACCGUUCCUGAUCCAUCGAAGAAGAGCAAGGGAGACCAGCUGCUUCAAAACAUCCUGCUGAAAUCGCUUCUCAAAGUCGGCACCCAAUACCGGACGGUGUCCUUCGAGAAAGCUUUCCCCGUUUCAUUCCUCCAGCCGUUGCUGAAAAUGGCACGCGCUUCCUCGGUUGCGAUCCGCGUCAUCGUGAUGCAAAUUUUCCAGCAAUUGCUCGAUCGCCACCAGAAUCAGCACCUGUUGAACGCGAUCAGUGUUGGGAACUAUCCGACGCUAACUGUGGAGCAAGCUUCCCGCUCGGAUAUUUUGUUCACGCACAAAUACGGCUCCAAUAUUCUGCAAGCGAUUAUCGAUGGAAUGUCACAGGAGAAUAAUUUGGAUGUGUUGAAGUCUUCCUACAACACCGCCGGACUGAUGGUCGUGGAGAUGGCUUGCGGCGAGACGGUGCAGGAGUUUCUGUUGUUUGUUCUUGGUGUCCAACAGGUUGCGCUAACCGAAGCCGAGCUGUCUCCCAAGCAUCGCUGCAAUCUCCACAGCAUCGCGAUCGCGCUGCUCAUCUUGAUCGGGCGCUGUACCGCAAUCGGUACGAUUGUCGAAUACGCCGAGAAGUUGAUCCAAGCUCGGAAGGAGGAAGCUACCUAUUUGCUGCCACCGCUGCUCGACAAUGAUCGGUCCGCUCCGAGCACACUGAACACCAAUCUGCCCCAUUUGAUGAUCGAUAAGCUGGCGAUUUCGGAGUGUCUGCAGCAGGCCGCUUUGGAGCAUACCCGGGUACAGACCGGUACGCCAUAUUCGCUGCACCAGUCGGACAUGUCCGCCCAUCGACACUCGUGGGUUGAUACUUCGGCCGCCCGCAACAGCAUCGUGGACGCCAACUACAACGACGUCGAGUCGGUCAGCAGCUCCCCGGGCGUCCAGAAACGUUCGCUCGCUUCCGAGUAUAACUUCGAGUCGAUGAAGCGAGUGCUGGCGGAACCGACGGAAGCAUCAAAGCGGGAAUCACGCGAGAAGCAGGCCGCCAUUGGGCGUACCUUCCGCGAGACCGCUUUUGACGAUUUGCUACGGCGAACCGAACCCAAACACGACGUGAUCCAGAACAAACUGAACGAAAUCUUCAACUCGCUGUCCGCCGAACGGCAGAUAAGCUGCGGCAGCAGCCAACUGGCCGCCAUCGGGGCUUCGGCGGCUACGGGGACGGCCGACGGCGGGAAGCUCAACCAGCAGCGGCCAAUCUACGCGAAUAAUUUUCCGGAACUAUUUUUCUACUAACCUCGCGCUAAGGGAGUGAAAAGUUGCCUUCAAGUGUCUAUUUAGUGGAAGUGUUUGUUUUUUCUUUGUUUCUCGAUUUUGUUGUGUAUUUAUUGUUAGCUAGUCGGGUGGAAUGGUGCGUGGUGAGAGUGGUCGGGUUUGGCGAAAAAUAAUGAGCAUUGGAUGCACAUUUCUGCGCGUUAUAUAUCACAAAUAAUUUCACGAUUCCAUUUUGAAAGAUAUAACGAACGGUCAAAGUUUCAUUGAUUGGCCCAAACAUACAUUAGGAAUUAUAAAUUUUCUCCAAUAAAGACUAAUAGUCAUUUCUUCAGCGCUGUAAAAUAUCAGUUUUGAAAGAAACAUCCGCUACCUUUGCUUUCGGACCAUAAAUGUGUAAAACAGUCGAAUGUUUAAUUCACCUUUUUGUUCUAUUUGUUCAGCUAGAGUAUGAAUAUUGAUUUUGUCAUAAUAACGUCGAAUGGUGGUAUAUAUUUUAUACUUUUUUGAAUUGGUUAUUAGUUUUAAAUGUUCUUAGCUCGUAAAGUGUUACAUUCUCAAACUCGAAGGAUCGAUAGUGGUUUUUUUUCUGUUGUAAUAUUUCACAAUAGUUUGUAUGGUGGAAACUGCUACCAGAGCGGUGUGUUUUACCCUACUCUACUUGUUUGUUGUAAACGGUUUUGGUUUAACUUUGUUGUUUGCCUUCCCCGAAACGCUAUAAAUUUGCUAGAAUGAGUGGCAGACUUUUUUUUAUCUUUGAAGGAAUAAGACUAAUCAUCAAUGGUAGGAAUAAAUGACGAGAGAAUUUGCCCCGAAUCUACAAAGAUUAGUUUUUGUCUCAACAAGUUUUUGGCUAAAUGAGUGUUUUAUUAUAAAUGCAUCGUUUGCUGAUUUGUUCCUCCUAACCCCACUGCAUUGUACAUUGGAAGAAUAUCGAUUAAAAGCUGAGAGAAACUGUUCAAAUCCUACGAUCUUACUGUUUUCUUAUUCCUAGUCUUCCGACUGACGAAUUGUGGAUUCCUCGCGCUACAAUGAACGGCCAGGAUCAGGCCCGGAUUAAAUGAUUGCUUCAUGGUUUGUUGUUUUUCACAAUGUUUGUGUGUGUAUGCUUGGUUAAUCACUUGCUAUUGUUUUGUUAUCUGCCUUGUUCGUUUUAGAAUGCUUUGGGACGAAUACACAAUCCUUCCUACUCCACCUUCAACAGCUCAACGUCGAAGGUGAGGGUUGCGUUCGGUGGAAUAACACCGGGAUGGCCACGGCUUCCGUAAGCAUAAUCCGGCGAACAGACCAGCUUUGCUCGUUGACCGACCGACAUCUGGAAUUCAAAUGACACACUUCAUUAGUUAUUUCACCAGUCCAGAACCACAAAAAAAGGUCUGACGUCUUCACCUGAGCAACACCCUCAUCCCAUCCACGGAUGACCUCGCCGCGACCGACGGUGAAGCGGAACGGCUUGCCCCGAGUGCGGGACGAGUCGAACACGGUUCCAUUAUCUAGCGUGCCGGUGUAGUGGACCACAGCAAUCUGGCCAGUUUUGGGGAAAGUGGAUUCUACAUAACAAAAAAAAAAGAACCAAAUGCCAAUCACGAUCACAUUUUCUUUCUUUCGGUGACUUUUUUUUCACCCGCACGCACAAUUACGAAACUUACGAUCUCCGUUGGAAAGUGGGAUAACCUGAACACCCAUGCUGAUGAUUCUGGCUUUUGGUUCUCAACCGCUGUGUGC